Lemur catta (Ring-tailed lemur) is the source of this 1477-nucleotide messenger RNA. Its product is annotated as zinc finger protein 277-like. The record is from RefSeq and is a predicted model, not a curated record. The transcript has a single exon. NCBI's taxonomy places the organism in Eukaryota, Metazoa, Chordata, Mammalia, Primates, Lemuridae.
UCUCAGCCGAGUAAUGGCUGCUCCCAAGACCCAGGGGGCUGUUGCACGACUGGAGGAAGACCGUGGUAGGAGCCGCAGCAAAGUCGGAGGUGUAGGUUAUGAGGACAGUAAGGAUUGUAUCCUAGAGCCGCUUUCCCUGCCAGAAAGUCCAGGUGGCACCACCACUUUAGAAGGUUCUCCAUCUGUGCCUUGUAUUUUCUGUGAAGAACAUUUUCCUGUGGCUGAACAAGACAAACUUCUGAAGCACAUGAUUAUUGAGCAUAAGUUUGUCAUAGCUGAUGUCAAGUUGGUUGCUGAUUUCCAAAGGUACAUUUUAUAUUGGAAAAAAAGGUUGACUGAACAACCCAUCACAGAUUUUUGUAGUGUGAUAAGAAUCAAUUCCACAGCUCCAUUUGAAGAACAAGAAAAUUAUUUUUUGUUAUGUGAUGUUUUACCAGAAGACAGAAUUCUUAGAGAAGAGCUUCAGAAACAGAGACUGAAAGAAAUUCUGGAGCAACAGCAGCAAGAACGAAAUGAUACCAGUUUUCGAGGCAUUUGUAUGUUUUGCAAUGACGAAUUCCUCGGAAACAGAUCUGUUCUGUUGAACCACAUGGCCAAAGAACAUGCUUUCAACAUUGGAUUGCCAGACAACAUUGUAAACUGCAAUGAAUUUCUGUGUACGUUACAGAAAAAGCUUAACAAUUUGCAGUGCUUGUACUGUGAGAAGACCUUUAGGGACAAAAAUACACUUAAAGAUCACAUGAGGAAAAAACAGCAUCAUAGAAUCAAUCCUAAGAACAGAGAAUAUGACCGAUUUUAUGUCAUCAAUUACUAGGAACUCGGAAAAUCAUGGGAAGAAGUUCAGCUGGAAGAUGAUCGGGAGUUGCUAGACCAUCAGGAAGAUGACUGGUCUGAUUGGGAAGAACACCCUGCAUCUGCUGUCUGCUUAUUUUGUGAAAAGCAAGCAGAAACAAUCGAGAAAUUAUAUGUCCACAUGGAGGAUGCACAUGAAUUUGAUCUUCUCAAAAUAAAGUCAGAACUUGGAUUAAAUUUCUAUCAGCAAGUGAAACUAGUCAAUUUUAUUUGGAGGCAAGUUCACCAGUGUAGAUGUUAUGGUUGCCACAUGAAGUUCAAAUCCAAAGCAGACUUGAGGACUCACAUGGAAGAAGCUAAACACACUUCACUGCUUCCUGAAAGAAAGGCAUGGGAUCAACUUGAGUAUUAUUUUCCAACCUAUGAAAAUGACACUCUCCUGUGUACACUAUCUGACAGUGAAAGUGACCUAACAGCUCAGGCACAAAAUGAAAAUGUUCCCAUCAUCAGUGAAGACACAUCUAAACUACGCGCUUUGAAACAAAGCAGUAUUUUGAACCAGUUGCUACUACAAGAGUGCUUGAAAAACUAGAAGAAACUACCACAGAAGCAAUUUUUCAUGUUUUUCUCUUAUGAGACAGACAUGAAAGAAUAGUUUAAAUUUGAACAUCAGCAAAGGAUUAGU